Messenger RNA from Lytechinus variegatus (green sea urchin), 5596 nucleotides. RefSeq names its product integrin beta-1-B-like. Gene Ontology annotation, molecular function: integrin binding. The transcript is spliced from 24 exons. Bases 166 to 2520 code for a protein of 784 amino acids. Gene Ontology annotation, biological process: cell-matrix adhesion; integrin-mediated signaling pathway; cell adhesion mediated by integrin. Gene Ontology annotation, cellular component: focal adhesion; cell surface; integrin complex. NCBI's taxonomy places the organism in Eukaryota, Metazoa, Echinodermata, Echinoidea, Temnopleuroida, Toxopneustidae. The record is from RefSeq and is a predicted model, not a curated record.
UGACAAAUUUCGACGACAUAAAGUUUACACACAUCUACUGUACAAACUUUUAACCAAGCUUGUGCCGUUGACGAACUUUAAUCGCUCUUGGGUUAGCUUCAUUUUAAACUGAAACACAACAUUGUUCAAUUGAUUUAUUGAUUCAUAUACAAGGACUAUAUUGGCAUGGCGUGGAAGUGCCUUCUCGUCCUGACACUAGCGGUCAGUGCAGGGCAACUGUAUAGGACAUAUGCACAAUCAGCAUCUACAUGUAGCGAUGCCAAAUCUUGUGGGGAGUGCAUAUCACUAGAUCCAUCCUGCGGUUGGUGUACAUUACUAAAUUAUACAGAUGAGACGGGAAACCCACAGUGUGAUGUAGCAAGCAGUUUGAGACUGAAAGGCUGCUCGCAGGUCGUUGACCCAGACAGUACUAAAAUUACCGUUAAGGAUGCACCUUUGAGUAAUGCUGGCAGUGCCCAAGGCCAGGCAGUUCAGGUAAAACCACAAGAAGUCAGUCUCAGACUCAGAAAAGGAAAGCCGGUGGAGUUGACACUUCAGGUCCGGCAAGCCGAGGAUUAUCCAGUGGAUCUUUACUAUGUCAUGGAUCUAUCUAAAUCUAUGGAGGACGAUCUUUCCAAGCUCAGGGACCUUGGUGAUACACUUGCAAGUGAGAUGAAAAACAUCACUAGUAAUUUCAGGCUGGGAUUUGGGUCGUUUGUUGAUAAGACUGUCAUGCCAUAUGUCAGCACAGUACCUGAAAAAUUGAUAGCACCUUGCACUGGUUGCGAGGCUCCUUAUGGAUUCAAGAAUGUCCUUCCAUUGAAUGAAAAUACCGACAGUUUCUCGCAAACUGUAAUGAGGCAGCAAGCUUCGGGUAACCUAGACGCACCUGAGGGAGGCAUGGAUGCUCUUAUGCAAAUCACAGUCUGCGGGCAACAAAUCGGCUGGAGAGAAAAUGCAAGGCAUCUUGUUAUUUACACUACUGAUUCAUCUUUCCAUUAUGCCGGUGAUGGCAAGCUUGGAGGUAUCAUUACACCAAAUGAUGGACGAUGUCAUUUAGAUCCUAUUUCACAGAAUUAUACCAUGUCACAUUAUCUGGACUAUCCAUCCAUCAGUCAUCUAAACGCCAAGAUGAGGGAGAAUAGCGUGAUUCCAAUCUUUGCUGUCGUCCAGCAGGAAUUUGAGGUGUACAAUAAUCUGACGCAAUACAUAGAGGGCGCUACAGCAGGUGUUUUGGCUCAGGAUUCCAACAAUAUUGUACAGCUCGUCAAAGAUAACUACAAUAAAAUCACUUCCAAGGUAGAAGUUGUAGACGAUGCCCCGGACUCAGUGAACAUUGAAUACAUAGCUCAUUGUCCCGGAGGUCAGGUCUUCCCUGGGUCACAGGUCUGCGAGGGGCUCAAACUUGGCGACACAGUCAACUUCACUUUGACCGUCACCUCAACGGGAUGUCCAGCAAACAAAAACCAACAGUUCACAGUUCGACCAAUUGGGUUCAAUGAAGAACUCAAAGUAAAUGUCCAGUUUGAGUGUGACUGUGAAUGUGAACAACAAAAGGUUCCCAAUAGUCCUACAUGCAGUGGAGGCAAUGGGACCUUGGAAUGUGGAAGCUGUAUCUGUAAUACUGGUCACUAUGGGAGAUACUGUGAAUGUAGCAGCGAUGACCCUUCGUUAGAAGACAAUGAUGCACCAUGUAGAUCACCGAAUACUACCAUCGUUUGUUCUGGAAGAGGUUCUUGUGUGUGUGGAAACUGCAUCUGCUUUCCAAGACCAAAACCGACCGAAGUUGUGUCUGGUCCAUUCUGUGAAUGUGAUAACUUCAACUGUGACAGAUACCAAGGAGAGCUGUGUGGAGGUGAAGAUAGAGGGCGCUGUGUGUGUGAUGAAUACCUGCGGAGAAGUCGAUGCCAGUGUAAACCGGGGUACAGCGGAGAUGCCUGCGAGUGUUCUACUCGUACAGAUACCUGUAUGACGCAAGAUACCAUAUGUAAUGGUCAAGGGGUCUGUGUGUGUGGUGAGUGUAGAUGCAAUGCUACGUCAGCCUAUAGGGGACCGCUGUGCCAAGAUUGUCCGACCUGUAGCGGCCAGUGUUCUCGGAAUGAGAAGUGUGUCCAGUGUAAGGCCUUUGGUACAGGACUACCUAAAGAUGAAUGUGAUAUGUGUCCAUUCCCGGUUAUCAUGGUCGAUAACCUUGAGAUUCCCGAUGGAUCAGAGAAGUGUCUAGCAGAAGAUGAAGACGAUUGUUCAAUCAUCUUCACCUAUGAUAAAUUUCCUAAUGGAUCCCUUGUUUUAUAUGUGCAGAGAGAAAAAGUCUGCUUUGUACCAGUGAAUAUUCAUCAUGUUAUCAUUGGUAUUAUUAUCGGUAUCAUCAUCGUUGGACUGGCUCUAUUACUUGUUUGGAGGUUGCUAGUCUUCGUUCAAGACAGGAGAGAAUUUGCAUUAUUUGAAAAAGAAAGGCAGGAUACGCGGUGGGGACAGAAUGAAAAUCCGAUAUACAAGCCAUCGACAUCAACAUUCAAGAACCCUGUCUACCAGAAAUGAGACCAGACCUCAAGUGCCAGUUAUUUUUGUGAAUUAUCUUUCUCUUUAUAUUCUAAAACAUAAAUUCCAUUCAGCAAUAUAAAUUCUGCGGAUUCACAAUACAGUGCGCCAUCUAUCGGUUGGCAGUGGACAGGCCAAUGCUGCGACGACAUCGCAUGCAGGCUAGGCACAGCCAGCGCAUAGUGCUAGUGUAAAGAUACUUCAAAAAUGAAAACCAUAUGACAAGCAGAGGAAGAAUUCACGGAAAACGGUCUACAAAUUUCCCAAAGAAAUCUGCAGCAAAUUUCUCUCCCUCUUCCUAGACCCUGGUAAACAACAUAAUUUAAUGCAAUCCGGUCGAGCCGCGUUGGUCAUCGCAUAAUCACAUGCAUAUGCACUUGCAUGCUCAGCAGAUAUGUAAAUUUGUGAAUUUUAGCGUUUCUGCUACAACUGAAAGGUGGCGCACCAUAUUGUAAAUCCACCGAAUUAAGAGGGUUUUGUAUACAGUGGAGUAAAGCUGUGUCCACAUGAUGAAGUUGACCACCCCACAAAUCCUUGUAGCAUGUGUUCGAGUUUGAAAAGUAUGGUGAAAAUUUUUUAUGAAUAUGUAAGUGCAGCCCUGUUCAUACGUAAAUCAGCAAUUGUGAUAAUACAAGUUUUUUGCUCAAUCGAUUACUUGUACUUUGGCUAAUGUGCAGAGUGCAUUGAAAAUAUAAUAACAUGACUUCCAAGAUCAUUGGGGAUGUUGUUUAAUAUAUUCUCACCUCCGAGUGGAGCAUACAGGCUAUUUUUGUGAACUAAAUGCGUUAAUAUUCUAACAGAGUUUGAUCAUAUCUUUCCGAAAAUGACUGACUAUUUCGUUUAUUAAUUAAUUUGGCUGUUUUAAGUUUAUCCACAAUAUUUGAGAAAAAAAUGAUAUAUAUAUCUUGAUCAGUGUGUGUGUGAUGUCAGCAUUCACUAUAAUGACAUUGUCUAUUAUGUGACAGGGAUAUGAUGUUAGAAGGAAGAGUACCUUUACAGUGCACACAGAAAUGUGUAUAUAUGGGACUACACCUAUUAGAAGCCUCAAGUAAUUUAAAAGUAAAUUCAAUCUUGUUUGUGAUGUUUAGGAGUAAAGUUCCUAGUAUUGACUCAAACAAUUCAUUUUCUGGCGGGCAAUAACUCAAGCUUUUUUUGUAACAUACAAAACGGCUCAUCCCUGGAAUUGAACGUGUGUAUUAUCUUAUCAAUCUGGCAUUGAUUGAUUAUAUAUUUGUUUUAAAGAACAUAAUAUUUUGUUCUGAAUCUACAGAACAAAGUAGGAAUAUUGCCAUAAUGUAAACAGAAUUUUGUAUAAAGUGAAUAAUUUAUGUAUGUUUUUUGUUUUAUAUAUAUGUUGCUAUGUCAGUGUCUUGUCUUUGUGUACCGGUAGGUCUAUAGUGAGUUAGGUUGGUAUUGCAUUCACACAUCUGGAUGUGUAAACACAAAAUUUUACUUACACUUGCAUUGGGUGAUUACAAAAUUGGUGUUGGUGUUGGGUUUAGAAGUACAAUUUAAACGCUGUUUUCACAGGGCAUGCAAACGUUUUACAAAUGUAGCGAAAAUGGAUUUGUAGAAGUUUGUCUCCAACAGCCUCACGGCAAUGUGUUCUCAAAUUAUUCUUGCGCAGUUUGUACGAAUGUCGGGUGUCAGUUUCUGGCAAACUGAAAAGAACUCUCGCAGUUGAUUUUCAAAGCUUCUGAAUCUUCACGUUUUUGCAAGCUUUUGCAGCAGAAAGUGGGAAUGACGGACUUUGCCACUGUUUUCGAACUUUGCAUCCUUCGAAAAUCAUUCACCUGCCGUGUGAAAACGGUCAGUGUGCUUUAGAUUGCAAUUCCUACGCUCCAAAACCUAAUCUGAGUUGACAAAAAGGAUCCAUUCACAUUAUUAAGAGCUCAACACUUGGUGAGAUUCAACCCAGGAUGGGGGGGGGGUGUAUUUCAUCAAAAAAGUUUGUCCGACAAGUUUUCUGAUCUGACAACUCUCCUUGAUUCUGAUUGGCUGAGAAGCACUGAUGAUACUAUGGUAAUUUUUGGAGAAAACGUCUAACAAGUCCUUUCAUGAAAUGCCCCCCCAGCUCUAUUUUUAAGUUUGGUGCUAGGCUGAUGUUUAAAAAUAAAUGACUUAACACCAGCAAGGAAAGGUCAUUACCAAACUUGAAAUCACUCACUUUAGUGCUAAAAUAAUUACAUUUUUCCAUUUUCUUUGUUCACAUGUAUUUCCUGUGCUGGAAAUGCAUAUUGUGACCUGAUUUUGGGGGGCUGUGAAUAAGUAGUUUAAAAGUUUGUUAGAUAUAAUGGUAAAAAAGUUUAAAUAUGCACUUUCUGCCAAAGGUUGUGUGACUCCGAAAGCACUUUGUACGGAUGUUUUUGUUGCGGAAAUGGACCAUAUGAUAUGAAUAUAUACAUCCCAUAUUAUGCAGCACCAAUCAUUAUGCUCAGUUUUGUUAUGUAUGAUAUUACAACUCCUAUUUGUCUGUAUAGAAUCAGCUUGUAUAUACAUAUCGUAGAGAAAAUGGACAACAAAAAAUCUGAAGUUGAUUGCUAUUUUAAGAAAAAUGUAGAAUGGAACUUUUAACUUAUAUGAUUAGUUGUACAGAAUUUUUGACUGUAAAGGAAUAUUACACAUUUAUGUUUAAAAAAAAGUAGUAGAUGGUGGAUUGAAAAAUAUGAACCAAAGCAGUAAAGUAUAGGACCAAAUGCCGAGCAUGGCUUCCCCUUUCGAUAGCAAUCUUUUCUCUUAUAUUUCAGUUCUAGAUCUUAUUUGGAAUGCUGAAUGUUGACAAUUAUUAUUUCUGAUUAUUUGCUUAAUCACAGAUCAUGAAUUUUGCAAUUAAAGAAUGUCAGAUAUUGACUACAUAACAUUGUUGACAAUCUAUUUUUCAGUUUAUCCUUUCAGAAUCUUAAUUGAGUGUGGCACAUUUUACAUAAUGCUAGGGCGCUGCAUUAUAUGUCAAUAAUGCAUCUCAGACACCUUGCAUAGAUCGACCAAGAAAUGUUCCAAUGUUCUUGUUUACUUUGUUUUCUAUACUGUUCAUUGUUCAACAGGGAAGAAUAUUUUAUUUGAAUCAAAGAAUAUA